AUGGGUAUUACUCAGGCACUUUUGGAUAAACAUCGGUGGGAUAUAUAUCGAGGGGAGAGUAUGGAGAAGCAAGAUCUUCUCUUCAGCGCUAAGAGAACCUCGUACAUGUAUGCUAGAUCACGAGUAGAUGUCUUCUUACCAGACAACCACAAUAAUCAAGUGGGAGACUUCCAUAUAAUUGCGACAUUCACUACUGACUCGUGGAAUAUGUAUCAUGGCACUGUACUUAUUGCUCAGGUAUGCCGCCUUACGGAUAAACAUCGAUGGGAGGUAUAUGGAGGAGACAGCACAGAUGCUCCGGAUUAUAUGUUCAAAGUGCAAAGAACAAAGGCAUUUCAAGUAAAAGCACGACUAGAUGUCUUCUUUUUAGAUAAUCCCAAUUCUGAAGAAGGCAAAUUUCAAAUUAAAGAGGAUGAGUUAAGUUCUCAUACUGCUUCUAUGUAUCAAGGUUCUACAAUUAUUGCUCGGAUUGAACAUAAAACCUCAUGGAAUAAAAUUCUCAAGGGAAAGGAUGAGUUAAUGGUAGAAGUUUGUGAAGGUGUAGAUUACGCAUUUGUGAUGGCAGUACUUAUAAUCAUGGUUAUGCUAGUUGAUAGGAAAUAGUCUUAUUCUGUUAUUCAUUAGUAUACUGUUGUACAUAUCAUGUUUUAAAUUUUCAAAUUAAUUAGGGAAACUUACUUAUUAUCAUUCCAAAUAUCUGAUUUUUUUUCUUUUGAAAAGGUAAGAUCAUCUUGACAUUAUUUAUAUUGGAGAGAAUCUUUUAAAUUCUUCUCAAUAUAUAAGAAAAAAUGUAAUCACGUGGGGUCUUAUUUAAUUCGUCCCAAUGAGUAUUUUAUUAUUAAUAUUCAAUCUUUAUAAUUUUUACUAAUAUAUAACAGAAGAUAUUUAAAGUAUAAAAAGUGCAUGGACAAACGUACACCGUUAAAGUUGGAAGGAUAAAAAAAAAUAGAAGAAGUAUACUCUUGUAUUUUUACUUA
Messenger RNA from Beta vulgaris subsp. vulgaris (sugar beet), 977 nucleotides. RefSeq names its product protein LURP-one-related 15-like. The coding region runs from base 1 to 603 and encodes 200 amino acids. The transcript is spliced from 3 exons. The record is from RefSeq and is a predicted model, not a curated record. NCBI's taxonomy places the organism in Eukaryota, Viridiplantae, Streptophyta, Magnoliopsida, Caryophyllales, Amaranthaceae.